Messenger RNA from Otolemur garnettii (small-eared galago), 2232 nucleotides. RefSeq names its product neurogenin 2 (gene NEUROG2). The record is from RefSeq and is a predicted model, not a curated record. Bases 294 to 1109 code for a protein of 271 amino acids. Gene Ontology annotation, molecular function: protein dimerization activity. Lineage: Eukaryota; Metazoa; Chordata; Mammalia; Primates; Galagidae. The transcript has 2 exons.
CGCAGCCACUGAACCACAAGCAGUUCGCUUUAACUGGAGUGCCUGGGAGUCGCGUGCCGGGAGCUGCACCGGGGACUGACUGACAGACAGACACGCACCACCACCACAACACACGAGACCCAGGCGGGCUGCGGCCGCCACCGCCGCUUGGCAAACUCGCCGGUCGGAGAGGUCCCCCGUGGAGCUGCGCCACUGUAGCACUGGGCUCGGGCGAAGGACAUAGUGCUGCUCUCCCGGCCGCACCGAGACUCCGGUCACACCUCAAAGUAACUGCACGUUUAGAGCCAGCUAAGAUGUUCGUCAAAUCUGAGACCUUGGAGUUGAAGGAGGAAGAGGACAUGUUGGUGUUGCUUGGCUCGGCCUCCCCAGCCUCGGCGGCCCUAACCCCCUUGUCCUCCAGCGCCGACGAGGAAGAAGAGGAGGAGCUGGGCGCCUCGGGCGGGGAGCGCCCGCUGCGCUCGGCUGAGGCCGGGCAAGGAGCGCGGGGCGGCUCAGCGGCUGGGGCCGAGGGCUGCCGGCCAGCACGGCUGCUGGGCCUGGUGCACGAGUGCAAGCGGCGCCCCUCCCGGGCGCGGGCGGUCUCCCGGGGCGCCAAGACUGCCGAGACCGUGCAGCGCAUCAAGAAGACCCGUAGACUGAAGGCCAACAAUCGCGAGCGAAACCGCAUGCAUAACCUCAACGCUGCGCUGGACGCGCUGCGCGAGGUGCUCCCCACGUUCCCCGAGGACGCCAAGCUCACCAAGAUCGAGACCCUGCGCUUCGCCCACAACUACAUCUGGGCGCUCACCGAGACCCUGCGCUUGGCUGAUCACUGCGGAGGCGGCGGGGCCCUGCCGGGGGCGCUCUUCUCCGAAGCUGUGUUGCUGAGCCCCGGAGGCACUAGCGCCGCCCUGAGCAGCAGCGGAGACAGCCCAUCGCCCGCCUCCACGUGGAGCUGCACCAACAGUCCUGCGCCGUCCUCCUCGGCGUCCUCCAACUCCACCUCCCCCUACAGCUGCACUUUAUCGCCAGGCAGCCCGGCCGGGUCAGACAUGGACUACUGGCAGCCCCCACCUUCCGACAAGCACCGUUAUGCGCCUCACCUUCCCAUAGCCAGGGAUUGUAUCUAGAGCUGUCAUCUCUGCUACCCACGCCAGGCCUUAGUGGGUUCCCUUUUGUCCUCAGUCGUUCCCUCCUCCCUUCCACUGACCCCACUUUCCACGCUCUGAAAAUCACCUCCCUUCACAGGGCAGAUGUAGCCGUUCUGAUUCCUCGGCUUGUUGCCCUCCUAGACUAUUGGUUUUCUUCAUUCAGACGGGCUCUGAUUUACUUCAAGUGUGAUGGAGCUUACGGUCAAAGAGAAUGGUGGCGUUUUGGGGGCUUCUUGAGACUAAAAAGAUGUUGAGAAGAGACGAUGGUGGCGUAUCUAAAGAGCAAACUGACGCUCCUCCCCUUUCUCUGUAGCAGGACUUAGUACAGUUCAUGUGAAUCUCCCAGGGGGGAUGCAACUGGUUCCUGUGAUCUCUUCACCUUUGCUUCUGCAUAGAGAUGUUAAUGUCGAGUAGAAAGAACUGUAUCUUAGCAUCUGAAUGAUUUUACCGGUAAUAAUAUUAUCCACCGAUUUGCAAUGGCUGGCAUCUGCUUUAUUCCCAUUGCUGUCAGCAGGCUGUGGGAAUUUCACCUGUCAAACCAAACUUUCCCUCUCUGAUGUGCACUUUGUUCUGUUUCCCAGAUUUGUCACAAUACCUAUUGUCCCUUCCUUCUCUUUCCUUUUUCUUCCCCAUUUUGCCAUCUGUCUCUUAUGAUUUAUAAGGGGGGGAAAACUUGUUUUGUUAGAGGGGCAGGUUAGAAGUCAUUGUAUAAUUUGUAGGCUUUGUAAUGAUUGAAUACAAGCGUGGAAAUUUAGGCUGAACUCUCUAUCAAAAGGAAAAAUGUGGAGGAAAAGGGAAAAAUCAAGAGGGAGGAUUGCUUCAUGCAUUAUUUAUCUCGACCUUUUAGGGGAGAAGGAACUCCCCCGUUCUUUCAAGAGAUUAAAAAUAAAUCAACAGUCUGAAAACCUAAGCAGACAUGGAGCAUUAUUGGGAUCAACCACACACGUGUUCCCUUCUAUUUAUUACAAAGAAAUUUUUCAUGGGAAAAGUAUGUAUUUUUUUGUAUAUUCUACAGAGUUUAUUCUAGUAUGUAUUUACACCUUGAAGAGCAAGACAAUUGCUCUUGUGAUUAAACUAUGAAUAAAAUAUCUAAUUUUCAUAA